AUGACUGAUACACCUUUUUCCCCUUCCGGUGGAGCUCCUCGAGCUCCUCUCACCACCACAUAUUCGGCACCGAGCAUCUCCUCUUUUCCCCGUCGCUCUUCUUAUGCCUCUGUCCUCUCAGGAACAGCCGGACUCUCGUCUUCACAAACUAGCACAACCUUGUCGCAGUUGAACUCCACCUCGUCUUAUCCCCCACCGUCCUACCCCGAAACCCGCCCCCAGAGGCAUUCGGCCGCCGUGGAUGCAGAAAUGCAGAUGAACUCCUCCUGGAGGUUAUCCCCAGGGGAUUCGCUUCCUCCGUACUCCCGGAAAUUUGCCAGCUUUCCGGCCUACGAUCCCUUUUUCCAAAAUGUCGGUCCCUUCUCCGAAACGCCUCCCUCCUUCACACCCUCCUACCUCCGCAACUCUCGAUACAUAUCCCGCCUCGAUGCCGCCCGUCGCGGAAAGCCGGCAUCCCAACGAGACGCAGCUUCGACUUCUUCGGGCCAGGGCAGUUUGCCUCGGAUUGCGCCUUCAUACCGAGGAAUGACGUAUGAUCUCAUCGACAGGGAACCCAUUAGCGAAGAGGAUGACCAGCCGAUGCCGCUUCCGUCCCGAUGGAGCGAUUUAGAUAAAUACCCUGGAUUAGAACUUCCAAAUGAUGGCUUGGAGAUCCGGUACACCGGACCUGUUCAUAAACAGGAGCAUGAAGCUGCCUCCGUCCGGGCCGAUCACCCUAUGCCUCCACAAUGCGGAAUUUAUUACUACGAGAUCACAAUACAUUCCAAACCGAAGGAGGGGAUGAUUGGAAUAGGGUUUUCGAAUAACAAAGCGUCGGUCGAGCGGCUUCCCGGCUGGGAACACGAAUCGUGGGCAUACCAUGGUGACGAUGGCAAGUCAUUCUUGGGCGAGAAUCAAGGACAAGGGCGACAAUAUGGGCCAACAUUUGGAGUCAACGACACCGUGGGAUGUGGUGUGAACUUUUCCACCGGUUGUGCCUUCUUUACGAAAAAUGGGGUCUUUCUAGGUAUCGCAUUCCGGGAACUGCGAAACUUGAAAGUCUAUCCGUCUGUAGGGGUAAAGAAAAACCCGCCAGUGCAUAUAUCUGUCAAUUUCGGUCAGCAGCCUUUUAUGUAUGAUAUUGAUGGGAUGGUCAAGAAAGAAAAGGCUGCAAUCCACUCAGAGAUUAGCUUGACGAGCAUCGCUAACAUUCAACCAUCGCUGGACGAGACUUCCUUCCUUCAGGAAUUAGUUGCACAGUUUUUGGCCCACGACGGCUAUGUAGAGACUGCCCGGGCGUUUGCAGAAGAGGUUGCUGCCGAAUCUGCAGCCUUAGAGAAUGGGCGUGAGACACAGCUCAAGAAGUACGAAGUAGAAGAGGACGUUGAAGCAAUCAACCGGCAGAAAAUCCGAGCUGCCAUUCUUGACGGUGACAUCGAUAAAGCUCUCAAAUACACAAAUGCCUACUAUGCCAAUGUUCUGCAACAGUACCCUCAUAUACAUUUCAAAUUACGAUGCCGCAAAUUCUUAGAGAUGAUGCGGCGCUCCACUGAACUAUCGCCAUCCGCAAAGAAGGGAAAGGCUACGAAUGGGUUCUCCGAGAGUGCUGUAUUCGACGGAGAGAUGGAGCUUGAUGAUCAAGGGCAAGAUCGUGAUAACUGGGAGGUCGAUGGCAUGGACAUGGAAGAAACAGAGACGGCCAAGUCCAAUCAGCUCCUUACCGAGGCAGUGCAGUAUGGGCAGCAGCUCCGAAUGGAUUAUCUGAAUGAUGAGAGCGGGGGCGACAAGAAGAUGCUGGAUGACAUUUUCUCCCUAGUGUGCUAUUCAGACCCUAAGCGGUCGGUACAUGGCCACUACCUGGACCCGUCCGGGCGUGUAACUGUUGCGGAAGAGUUAAACUCGGCCAUCUUAGUGUCACUUGGAAAGUCAUCAGCAGCAGCUCUAGAGCGGCUGUACCAACAAACGGAAGUAUUGGUCAAUGAGAUAAGUGAAGAAGGAGGCGCUGGGGCGUUUAUUAAUCUUGGACGCCUCCAUGCAGAGGGGCACAUUCCUACCCACUCUUCAACCAGUCGGGCAGACCUCCACUGCUGCUGUGGCCGGGAGGAGUGCGCAUUCCUCCGAAAUAACCACGACGCCCUUGAAGGAUUGGAAAAGGACCUCAAGACCGCCGCGCGGUUAGGUCAGGCUUUACUUCAUCGCCAUGAAUCUUACAUGGCAGAGGCGGAAGAAGACCGCCGCAAGUUGCACAACAAUAUCGAAACGCUAGAGCGCGAAAAGCGCGAGGUUGAGGCUGAGAAUUCUCGUAUUGUCGAAGAGAACCGCAACCUACUCGACGAGCUGGAGGGCCUAAACAAGGCCGUUGCCGACUCGGACUCUUAUGCCAAAACACUGGUCACAGCGCUUGAGAGUAGCGAGGCAGAACUGCGCUGUUUGACAGCGUCGGCUGCCCGCGCAGCUGACCUUGAGGCGCAGUUGGCUCGUAUGGAGACCGAGCAGUCUAAGUUGCAAGAGAGCUUAUCGGCGGUCCAGGAAGACGAGAAGUCGGCGGUGCACCGGUGGAAGAAGGCGGAGUGCACCCUUCGAGAUUUGAACGACCAGGUUGAUCGAAUGGAAAAGGAAGCCAGUGAGGAGCGCGAGCGACAUGCUGAGUUGGUGCAGCGCAUGGAGAGACGACGCACAGUUGAGCGAGAGCUUGAUGGCGCCGCUGGUCGACUGAAGGGAGCGGCGGCUGCUCAGAACAUGAGUCGGACUGGUGGUACGAGCGUGGUCUCCCGCUUUGUGAAGGACAUCCUUCAGGAUAAUGCGAAUUUGCAGAUGGGGAUCGUGGAGCUGCGAGAGAUGCUUGAGAGCUCCAAUCAGGAAGUUCAGAACUUGCGGGAUCAAAUUGUGUCACACCAGCCUGUCGCAACGGCAGCAGAGGGUGACCGGCCGGUGACAACGUUAAGCCAGGAAUUGGAUUCUAACGAGUCACGUCGUGUGUCGCAAGAGUUUCACAUCCACCACUACUAUCAUACCCCGCCGGCCGCGAAGAAAGACAAAAAGGAGAAAAGCACUCUUUUUCGUCGGCCCAAGAAGCGCCGUUCCUUGGGCAAUCCGCCUCUGCAAGUUACCUCAAAUUCACAGUCGUCCCGAAAAGCCAAGCAUCGAUCCCAACCUUCUACAUCUUCUGCCUCAACGAUUCUAUCACAGACAUCAGUUUCGAUUCCUCCGCCUAGGUCGCACCGUUGGUCGUUGCAAUCUUCUGUUCCUCCUGAUUCCAUGGCCAGCUCGCCUCAGUCGGCUUAUCGAUCGUCUAUGUCUAUCUUUGAUCGCGUGGAGCGUGGAUUUGAUACGUCGCAGCCUACCAGCCCUGACAGUGCCAUCUUCACUUCACCAUUGAGAAAUGGUCGCUUCAAGGGUGGCGGUGGGCCUUCAGACGCCUACCGCGCGUUGGACGGGCAUGAAGGUGGGCCUAUGAGUGAUGAUGAAUUCAGCGAGUUCCAACUGCAGUCAGUGAUCCCCGAGGAAGGAGAGGAUUCAGGGUCAAUAUCUCGACCGCAAACACCUGUCGCGGAUGAUGAUAUCUUUUCGACAUCCACGCCAUAUCGAAAGCUCCGAAGAGCCGCGUCACAGGAGAGCCUGUUUUCAGUCGCAGGCAUGGACAUUCAUACCCCUAGCCAUCGUCCGUCUCGCAUGAGCGACUCCACGCCUGGUGCUCUACCGCUACGAGUACAACGCCGGAUCAUGUCAUCCGACCUGUCCUCAACACCACCCACGACCUCAACAAGCACUAUCACUGCAGGAAGGGAGCCCGCCAAACCAUCACCUUCCCAGCAAUCACCACAAUCCCUCCUGGCUUCCGUAGCUGGGCCCCGUCAAUCUCAAUCCCCAGCCGAAAGCCCGUCCCCUUCAUCGCUCGACGACUCCUCCAUCACCCCAACCCGGAUCCUCUCGCUUGGGAGUCGCGUCGGCGGCUGGGUCCGUGGCCGUUGGGGUACCGUUCCCGUGCCGUCACGUCGUAGCCUUAAGCCACUCACAGAGGAACCGUCACCAACCCAAUCCUGCGCCUCCUCCACACAUUCCUCUGAACAUCAGCAAACCCCAUCCGUUCAAGCUUCAACCGCUCCUCAGAAACGACCACACCUCCGGUUCCGCUAUCCUGGAAUUAACCAGAAGGGUCCAAUCAUGGGGUUCCGCCCUCCACCUCCCCCGCCUGUCUCGAUUCAUGCUGAGCAGCUGGAUGAGGGUUUGCUUCGUGAGAGUUUAGCCGAAUAG
Aspergillus versicolor CBS 583.65 is the source of this 4233-nucleotide messenger RNA. Its product is annotated as putative Ran-binding protein (RanBP10). The record is from RefSeq and is a predicted model, not a curated record. The transcript has 9 exons. Gene Ontology annotation, molecular function: protein binding. NCBI's taxonomy places the organism in Eukaryota, Fungi, Ascomycota, Eurotiomycetes, Eurotiales, Aspergillaceae. The coding region runs from base 1 to 4233 and encodes 1410 amino acids. Gene Ontology annotation, cellular component: cytoplasm. Gene Ontology annotation, biological process: cytoskeleton organization; cell surface receptor signaling pathway.